GAAGAAGUCAUGACUGGAAAGAGGAAAGCCAGUUUCUCCCGUGUGUUCAUCGCAACUCUGCUGGCUGUGAUUCUGCUGCCUGCAUUCUUGUCUGCUGGACCAAUUGUGCAAAAGCCGAAAGGAGAUGCAGGGGAAAGUAUCCAGGAGAGGGCAGCUGCUGGAGAGUUACACAGGAGGCUGAUCCGCAAUCGCAGGAAUAUCAGCUGGUACAAACAGAACUCUGACUUCUGGGGCUGGUACAAGUACUUCACUGACAACGGCAACCAGGAGGCAGUUCAGGAGAUGGACCGCAUCUACCUGGCCUACCUCCAGAACAAGAACCGUGCUGAGGGACGUCGCUCCUACAAGGCCUACUUGCGCCACCUGGGGGAGAUCUACAAGUCCUGUGCCGAUUCUGAUGACCCCAACUGCGUUUCUUCCCAAACCAGCAGGCCCACACCUAAGCCAGAGGCCCCCAAACCUAAGCCUGUGAAAACUUGUGACCCCACCAAGGACGCCUACUGCCUGUAUGCUGCUUUGGUCCAGGGCAAGAGCCCCUACCUGCCCCUGGUGCUCCCGGCUCAGACCCCCGCCCCGGCACCAGUGAAGGCCCCAGCCCCUCUGUACACCCGCUCUGCUGCUCCAGCGAAAGACCCGCAGUCAGGGUAUUACUACUAUGCUCCAUCCGCAGUGUCUUUCCUUUCCAAGGAGCAGAAGGCCGAGCUGCUGCGUAUCUGCGCCUCUGAUGACGUGGAGUGUCUGCAGUACCACCUGAGAGCGGCCCACGGGUAUGGACCCUCCGCCGGACCCCUGCCUUCCUACGCCCACCUCGGCUGUGACCCCAAGAAAGACCCCAACUGCAAACCCAAACUUGUGCAGAAAGCCCCCUCUGGUCUCUACCUGCAGUACCCCAACUGUGAUCCACUCCGGGAUCCCCUCUGUGCCCAUGCUGCCUCCCUUGCGGCCCGUGCCCCUAACCCUCCUGCCCCUGCUGGCCCUGGAUCCUGCAACCCUCUUUAUGAAGAAGGCUGCAACCCUCUUACUGCCACUCGAUUUGCCACUCCCCCUGAGGCAUACAAAAAUGAGGAAAAAGAUGAGGCUGCUGCUAUUCGUGCUGCUCCCCCUGCUGAGCAGAACACUGACCCCUAUGCCAUGUUUAGGGAUGCUUAUGCGGCAGCCGCUAUGCAUCGCCACGGCCCUCCCACCCCCAGGCAGCAGUUCCCUUUUUCCAAUCCCAAUCAUGAAGAGCCUGCUCAGGAGGAGCACCACCCUCUGGGCCCCCCAGGUAAAACCAAGGAGGGCUAUGACUGCUUCAUAGGCUAUGAUCGUGAAUGCUACCCUGUGAAGCCCAACGAGCCUCGUUCUGGAGUUCACCGCCGCAUCCCCUACCCGGCCGAGGCGUACGAGCCCCACCUGAAUGCCGAUGGCACCCGAAACGGAGUCCUGGAGCCUUCCAACCCACACUGUGACCCUGAGUACGACCGUGACUGCCGCCUGCGCCGCUAUGAGCAUCAGCCCGAGCCCCAGCCUGAGUAUCACGCAGAGGAGGACCACAACCAGGGGGCAGCAGAGAGCGAACAGCAGCCAGAGCAGCAGGAGCAGGAGCAGUAUGAGACAGAGCCCUACCAGAGUGGCCAGGAGGAGCCUCACAUGUCCUACCAGCCACUGUCACAGGGUAUGCCCAGCCUCCAGGACAUACUGAGGCGCUACGGAGACCAGUACCCUGAGCAGGAGGAUCACAGAGCCUACGCAGGCGACUACCGCAACAAAUAACAUGCUAACACACACACACACACACACACACACACACAUGCAUGCAGAUGGACAUGAAUACACAAUCCCAUGAGUUCUUGUAGCUUAGCCAUUGACCGCCUCACGCAGCGCUCAAUCCUACCUGGACCAGAUAUGGGACACGAGAGAAGUUUAUGGACCCAAUGAGCGAGUAUGCACGCUCAGAAAGCCGAGGGUGUUCCAGCAAUGUUUUCAUCUCUUUAGCUGCUUUAGAACUGUUGCUUUGGCCUAUUGCUUUCCAAUUUCCACUUCCUCAAACCACCCGAAUGUGUAAUGACUUCUCAAUGCUCAGCUUUGCUUCUGUAUGCAUCUCUCCAAAUUUUUUUUUAAAAUUUGUUCGUUACCUU
Molecule: messenger RNA, 2117 nt
Organism: Perca flavescens (yellow perch)
Lineage: Eukaryota; Metazoa; Chordata; Actinopteri; Perciformes; Percidae
Gene: and1
Product: actinodin1
Exons: 7
Coding region: 10-1752 (580 amino acids)
Source: RefSeq, a predicted model, not a curated record